AUGGACAUUUGGCUGUGCUGGGGGAGGGGGAGGAAGUUGCCCAAGCUCUAAUUGCCGUAGCCCAAUCUGAAUGUUACUGGGCCUUAGAUGCCUUAGGCCAGGACUGUUUUCUCCAUGAAAGGCCUUACCUGGUGAACCAGCCGAAACCAAAAAAUAAAAAGAUUUUAGACAGCAGAGAAGUUCUGCCCACACAUUGCUUUGUCAGCAGAUUUCUCAAAGUUUCUAAAUGUUCAGAAGAAAUCAAAAAUUACAUUGAGGAAAGAUCUGGAGAAGACCCACUGGUGAAAGGCAUUCCUGAAGAUAGAAAUCCUUUUAAAGAGAAAGGCGGCUGCGUUAUUGCUUAAACAGGAUUUUUGUGAAACUGGAAUAAUAACAAAAACCUUUGAAUAAUUAGCUCAAGUUCCAGGAGUUCUUGCUGAACCAAUACAGAGAAACUGAUUUUUUUAAAAAAUGAGAAUGGGAAUAUCUGCUUAUAAUAUCCGUUCCUAAAGCAGAUUUUUUAAACUUAAUGUAUCACUAAAUACAUUCCUAGAGGCCAUUUCUUGCUCUUUUAAUUUCCUGUGCUGCUUGCUUGUUUGAAUAAUAAUAAAAAUCUAUUUGUACAACUA
Molecule: messenger RNA, 608 nt
Organism: Sceloporus undulatus (fence lizard)
Lineage: Eukaryota; Metazoa; Chordata; Lepidosauria; Squamata; Phrynosomatidae
Product: guanine nucleotide-binding protein G(I)/G(S)/G(O) subunit gamma-11-like
Exons: 3
Biological process (GO): G protein-coupled receptor signaling pathway
Cellular component (GO): heterotrimeric G-protein complex
Molecular function (GO): G-protein beta-subunit binding
Source: RefSeq, a predicted model, not a curated record